AUGCAGGCUGGUACACUAACACGUACUCAGACAUGCCUGCUUUCACACGUUCUGCUCUCUGCUUUCGCAGCCGUAGGAUCUGCGGUGCCUCAAGGGUUUAGAUUCUCAACAGAGCCGACCCCUGAGUUCUAUGCAGGACUCUCAUCGAGUUCCAUACAAAACCUUGAUUCGUCACAUUCUGUUGACUCGCGACGGACUGUGCGCUCUGGAAGUCACGAUGGGGAUGGAUUCGCCAGAAAUUCUAAUCUCCACUCAAGUGGCGACCACUUCUUUGGUGGAAUUUCCACUCGAAUUCCCGAUUUCGGCAAAAAUGGAUAUCCCGUUAUCGAACAGCCGAAGCUGGAUGACUCAUCUGACAACUUUAUUUCGUCCAGUCAUUCUACAUUUGAAAAAGUGAGAAAUAAUCGACCUGAUAAUGUGUAUUCCUCAAGUGAUGGGAUGUCGCCCGGUCUGUUGAAAUUCCGAGGUAUACAUUCACCCAACUUGUGGCUCUCGUCCGAUGGCUGCAAGGAAGGGGAGAUUCGACAUGCAGAUGGCUCUUGCGUGUCCGAUGUGAUUUCGGGGAAGGUCUUCUUGUUCGACGCUCCCGAGCAGCCGACGAAACCGAUCGGUCCGCCGCCCUAUAUUCCACCGCCGAAGGUAAACCAAAUAGUCCUCUUCAUAAGGCUUCCGGAACAGGGCCAAGGAUCGGAUCCCAUCAUCGUGCCGCCGCCGAGACAGGAUAUCACGGUCUUCCUCCUAAAGGCAAACGGCCAGGAGAGUCAGCCCGUGGUCGAGGUUUCCCUUCCGUCCCUCACGAAGCCCGGUGUUUAUUACGUCGAUUUUGGAGAUAACGUUACUAUUCCGAGCGGCCUGUAUCUCCAAACUGCCGUAAGUGUCAUUUCCAGAGAUGAAGAUCGUGCAGAUUCAGACACGGGGAAUUCCAGCGCUGGUGAUCAUGAUUUUAUCGAGAAAUUGGGUAUAACAGAGCAAAGGAAUUCUGGAACCGGGAGUUCCUCAGAAAGGAAAAUUAGCUUUAGUGCGAACAAGCAGUGCUCAGUGUCGCUAGAGGAAACAGUUUCGCAACACAAUGCAGCAAACGUACUGUUGGACUGGGUACCUAGCUGUUCCCCAGAUGAAGGAUUGUUUAGAAAUUACGGGUUUCUCUUUUGGUAUCUCUAA
Penaeus vannamei (Pacific white shrimp) is the source of this 1161-nucleotide messenger RNA. NCBI's taxonomy places the organism in Eukaryota, Metazoa, Arthropoda, Malacostraca, Decapoda, Penaeidae. The record is from RefSeq and is a predicted model, not a curated record.